AUGACACAGGUCGUUGGUGAAAGCAGCAGGGCCGCUGCGGGCAGGGUCCCUACAAACCAGGCCGCGACGAACUACGCUGGCAAUCCCCCCCAGCAUCUCGCAACAGCCACUGCCCAUGCGAGUGCAGAUCUUACCGCGCAUUUGCUUGCCACCCGGACGUUGUUGGACACGAUGCGUGCCCCAGCGACGCGCGCACCUCGACCGGUCGUCCUCGACGAGGGCAUAGACGAUGACCCCGACUCAAGUGCGGAGAGUCUGAAUCCGCAAGAAGAUCUGUGGCUGACGACGGCAAAUGGACAAUACAACUCGCCCAUCGUUACGCUGGACGUGGGCAAUCCACCCAAGACUUUCUACGUUCAUCGCGAUGUCCUGGUCAAGUACGACUUCUUUCGUGCCAGCCUGGAGGGCAACUUCUUGGAGAGCCAAACUCAGCACAUUGACCUCCCCGAGGAGAACCCGGCCAUCUUCCACUUCCUGGUCGCCUUCCUCUACGAAAAGCAGUACGCCCCCAUCCAGCCCCUAGCAGGGGCCCUGCAACCCAAAAUCGAUGUCAAGGGCAAGGGGAGGAGCAACAUUGAGGAAUUCGAAAGAUAUUCGCCGACUGUCACCGCGGACGGAUUGCCCAUAGAUGACCUUGAACACCAAGACCAUCCCCAUCAGCCACGCCUCAACAGCCGAUUUUUUGAUCCGACCCGACAAGGCCGUCCGAGCAAGCACUACCAAGCAUGCCGGUGCCCUCUGUGCUCCCAGACGACAGGCUCUCUGAAUGAAAGAACUCUGCGUAGCCGCUGCUGGCACUGCAAUCGAUUUCCGCCUGCGCUCUCGCCGUCAGGAAGACUUGUCGAAACUGCCGAUCGUCAUCGUCGCGUUAGGACCCAACGUCGCGGGGAAGGCCGUCGCCACAUGGUGCAGGGGCGCCCAGUUCCACACGCCGCUGUAGUGCCUCCAGCCCACCCCGCCUUGCUCCCCGGCGAUGCGUUCAUACAGUACUUCGAUGGUGACCAACCAAUCAACGGUCUCGAUCAGAGUCCGUACCAAAGCGAAGAGGACGUGCGAUCGUGGCUCAUGGCGUACGAGCUCAACCUGGACGUGUACCUCUGUGCAAACCGACACAUGAUGGAAGACUUCAAGCAGGAGGUUGCACGGGCCACUGUGGACAUGCUGGAGUCGGUGGGGACAGGGGCAGCUCUGCCCGAGGUGCUACAACUGUGCUUGAAACUGCUCGGCGGGCUGAGCGAGCGGGACGCGCUGCUGCGCAUGAUCUUGGCGCGGAUCGGGUACCUGCAGCCUGUGCUGUGGAGGCGGGUGCCGGAGGAGAUGAGCACGUUCCUCACCGAGAAUCCGCAGGUGGCCGUUUUGAUCAUGCGCGAGAUGGCCGAGCAGCGCGAAGAGGCCGGACUGACGCACGUGAUACCGAGAAUGGAGCCAUUGGUGGCGAGUCCAGUUACAGGCAUACAUCACUAG
Grosmannia clavigera kw1407 is the source of this 1464-nucleotide messenger RNA. RefSeq lists its product as uncharacterized. Lineage: Eukaryota; Fungi; Ascomycota; Sordariomycetes; Ophiostomatales; Ophiostomataceae. The transcript is spliced from 3 exons. The coding region runs from base 1 to 1464 and encodes 487 amino acids. Gene Ontology annotation, molecular function: protein binding. The record is from RefSeq and is a predicted model, not a curated record.